CAGGUCAGCAAUCAUGUGACAGACUCUCCCAAAGAGCACUGGCUGCUGAUGGCAGCUGGCACGCACCUGGCACGCAGUGCUGGGUCCUCUCUUUGCACCUGGCGGCACCUGCCACUCAAGACGAGCCCCAGUGUUUUGCCCCAGAUUCUCUGCGCCCCGUAAGCCGGCAGCGUCGUUCGAGCCUCGGAAGCGGCGUUGGACGCCAUCACAUGUCCCUCCAAUCGCUUGUGAAGCUGCACUGCUGUCGUUAUACCACCUCUAUUCCCGCCACAACUAUCCCAGGCUCCCAAACCUUACUUUUUAUUUCUCGCAUAUCACGAGAUUAUUCGCAUUUGCCAGCGACACCUAAAUUCCAAUUGCAACACCGCGACGAGCUCUCGCUAUCCCUUCCCCCGCAGUACCUCGUCACCGGCCGACCAUCUUUCCGCAUCAGCUUGAUAUCGCCUCCAUGUAUUGAAUUGAGUGCCGGUUUUAAUCACUACCAUCAAUAACCAUGGCCGCGCAAUCCACGCUGCGGAAGACUGCAGCCGAGGAGGCCCUGGCCGCCUUCAUCGACAAAUGGACGAAUGCCGCCCGCAACAAGAUGCGCAACUCGUCCCGCGCAACCCGCAUCCUUGCCGCAAUUACCCUCGCAGCCUCCAUCAUCCUAGGUGUUGAGGGAACUAGAAGGCUGUGGAAAAAGCGCAAACACGAGCAUGAACAGGGUCGCAAACUGGUUCGCACCAACUCAUGGCUGCAUAACAAGGACGGAUCUCGCACCAUCUACGUUCCUUAUAAAGACAGUACCUCCAAGGUUACCAUCAAUACCACAAAAACUCUCACCUUCGAAGCCCACAGAAGGCUCUUCCUCAACCCCCCACGCGUGGCCGGCCUGGACGGAACAUCUACGCCAACAAAGCCUGGCCUCAACCUCGCCUUUCUGCACCAAUUCCUCAGCCUGAUGAGCAUUAUGAUUCCGCGCUGGACCAGCAAAGAAGCUGGCUUGCUGCUCAGUCAUGGUAUCUUCUUGAUGAUGAGAACAUAUCUUUCUCUCGUCGUUGCUAGAUUGGAUGGUGAGAUCGUUCGCGAUCUGGUUGCUGGCAAUGGCAAGGCUUUCACAUGGGGUAUCAUCAAGUGGUGUGGAAUUGGAAGUGUUGCAUCAUACACCAACGCUAUGAUCAAGUUCCUCGAGUCGAAGGUGUCCAUUGCCUUCAGAACACGCCUGACCCGCUACAUCCACGACUUAUAUCUCAACGAGAACCUCAAUUAUUAUAAGCUUUCUAACUUGGAUGGUGGUGUUGGUCAUGGCGCAGAUCAGUUUAUCACCCAGGAUUUGACGCUAUUCUGCGCAUCCGCGGCCAAUCUCUACUCGUCGCUCGGCAAGCCAUUUGUCGAUCUCUGUGUCUUCAGCUUCCAGCUUUACCGCUCACUCGGACCCCUUGCUCUGUCAGGUAUUAUGAGCAACUACUUCCUUACAGCAAGCAUUUUGCGUAAACUUUCACCACCUUUUGGCAAGCUUAAGGCUGUUGAGGGCCGUAAGGAAGGUGAUUUCCGCAGUCUCCACGCCCGUCUGAUUGCCAACGCAGAAGAGGUCGCUUUCUAUGGUGGCGCUGAAAUGGAGAAGACAUUCUUGAACAAGGAAUUUAAGUCGCUCAAGAGUUGGAUGGAGAGCAUCUACAUGCUCAAGAUUCGAUACAACAUCCUUGAAGACUUCAUCCUCAAGUAUACAUGGAGUGCCUACGGCUACCUCUUGUCGUCCUUGCCGGUCUUUCUGCCUGCCUGGGGUGGUAUUGGUGGUAUGGCUGAGAUGGCAGAGUCUGCUGAAAAGGGCGGCAAAGAGCGUAACCGCAUGAAGGAUUUCAUCACUAACAAGCGUCUGAUGCUCUCGCUUGCCGAUGCUGGUGGUCGCAUGAUGUACUCUAUCAAGGAUCUCUCUGAACUGGCAGGAUACACGAGUCGUGUCUACACCCUCAUUUCCACUCUUCACCGCGUACAUGCUGACGCAUACACUGCCAAGAAUGGCCAGAAUGAGCUUUAUUCGCUCUCGGAUGUUCAAGGUACUGUCCAGAAGGGCUUUGAUGGUGUGCGCUUUGAGCAUGUUCCUAUUGUUGCCCCUGGAUUGUGGCCCAUGGGAGGUGAAGAGCUUUUGGACGAUUUGUCCAUGAUUGUUCGCAGCGGCGAGCAUCUCCUUAUUUCUGGCCCCAACGGUGUAGGUAAGACUGCUAUUGCCAGAGUCCUCGCAGGUCUCUGGCCCGCAUACAGAGGUCUCAUCAGUCGUCCCAAGAGCAUUGGCCAAGAUGGUAUCAUGUUUCUGCCACAACGCCCCUAUCUGAGCCCCGGAACGCUCCGUGACCAAGUAAUUUACCCUGACGGCCACCUUGAUAUGCGCCAAAAGCGCAAGUCUGAAGAUGACCUGUUGAAGAUUUUGGAAGAAGCGAAGCUCGGCUACCUUCCCGAUCGUGAGGGUGGCUGGGAUACACGCAAGGAGUGGAAGGAUGUGCUGAGUGGUGGUGAGAAGCAGCGCAUGGGUUUUGCCCGCCUGUUGUACCAUGAGCCUCAGUAUGCCAUCAUUGAUGAAGGCACGAGCGCCGUUUCCAGUGAUGUCGAGGGCCUGUUGUACGAAACUUGUAAAGAAAAAGGCAUCACUCUGAUUACCAUCUCCACACGUGCAUCCCUCAAGAAGUACCACUCCUUCAACCUUGUUCUCGGACAAGGCGAGCGAGGUGACGAAUGGGAGUUCGAGCGUAUCGGCACUGAACGUGAGAAGAUGCAAGUCGAGAAGGAAAUCCAAGAAAUCAAGGAACGUCUUGCUCGGGUCGACGAGUGGACACAACGCCGCGAUGCUAUUGAAAAGGAACUCGCCGCCGUCUGGACUGAACAAGGUGAGAGCCUUGAAGCACCCUCGUAUGUCGACGCCCGUGAAGUGCUAGAGGAUGAUGCAAAGGAGGAGGAGAAGGUCGAAGCAUCUGCCUAGGCGCUGAGACGAAAGACACGAGAGCAACCAACGCCGACAUGAUAUUAUAUUACACCAUGUAGAAACAGAAGCAGGGAUAUUUUCGAUUUGCAUGCGUUUUCCUACACACUUUGCAUUUAUGUUUUGGAUUUUCUUUAAGGGAGAAGAUGUUUGUAGGUGGUCUAGAACAAGAACAACCCAGGUCUGUCGUUCCUUGUAUAUACGCAAUACUAUCAAACGAGACGCAAACAGUUGCAGCAAGAAAUUGCCGCAACGAUUUUACAAGCCGUUUACUCAAUAGACGAUUUCAACAUAAAAAACUAAAAUUUGUCGCAC
[Torrubiella] hemipterigena is the source of this 3268-nucleotide messenger RNA. The record is from the annotation of a GenBank genome assembly. Lineage: Eukaryota; Fungi; Ascomycota; Sordariomycetes; Hypocreales; Clavicipitaceae.